UGUAUAAAAAAAGAAAUGGAAAAUCGUUAUUGUUUCGAUUUGCCAGGGUGUGAUGGACCAGUUGAUGUAGAAGAUUUAGAUCGUCUUUGUGUUUUUGGUCAGGAUAUUCGCGUUCCGCAAAAAGAAAAUAAUUAUAAUGAAAAUUUAAUUUACGAAAGUGAAAAUAAUUUUCGUCAAAGGCCAUUUUCAUAUUGUACUGAGGAACGAUGGCUCACUUGUACAGUUAAUAAUUGCCCUCUAUAUGAUACAUCAUAUUAUUUAAAUUCAUCGACAGUUUUGCCAUGUGCUGAGAAUUUUUAUCAUUUUGAUCCAUACGAUUGUUAUGGAGGAAAUUCCAACAUAAUAUUCAAUUCCGAAAGUGAUUUCGAAGAUUAUUUGAGUAAUGAAAAGAGAAAGGAAAAAUCGAGAGAUGCUGCAAGAUGUCGAAGAAGUCGAGAAACAGAUAUCUUCACAGAUUUAGCAGGAGUUCUUCCAAUGACAACUGAACAAGCUGCACAUUUAGAUAAAGCAAGUGUUAUGAGAUUGGCAAUUGCUUAUUUGAAAGUUCGCGCUUUAGUCGAUUGUGUUCCUACUCCUUUGUCAAAAGCAGAAUCUCCAUCAGAUUUCGAUGAAUUUUUUCUCAAAGCACUGGAUGGAUUUAUGUUGGUUUUAUCCAACAAUGGUGAUAUGGUUUAUCUUUCCGAAAAUGUCAGUGAAUAUCUGGGCGUUUCACAGAUGGACAUGAUGGGUCAAAGUGUCUAUGAAUACAGUCAUCCUUGCGAUCAUGAUGAAUUACGUGAGAGUCUCUCGACAAAAUUUGAUGAGGCGGGGAAACAAUCUUGUAAUUUUUUUUUACGAUUAAAAUGCACAUUAACUAACAAAGGAAGAAAAGUUAAUUUGAAGAGUGCAUCGUACAAGGUUAUUCAUUGCACUGGGCAAAUAGUCUCGACUCCUCAGAUUCAAAAAUCACUUCAAACAGAAAAUGGAAGUUCUAACGAAGCAAGCGGUGGCGAGGAGGAAACUGAAAAUGAAUUAAUGGCAUCUCUUGUCGUGGUAGGAUGUCCUGUACCACAUCCUAGUAAUAUUGAAGUGCCAUUGGGUCGACAGACAUUUCUCUCAAAGCAUAAUCUCAAUAUGAAAUUUACCUAUGCCGAUGAAAAAUUGGCUGAAUAUUUGGGCUGGGAAAGCAGUGAAUUAGUAGGACAGUCUGCUUUUGAUUUUUAUCACGCGCAGGACAAUGGAAUUCUUAAUAAAUCAUUUAAAUCUCUAUUCAGCAAAGGACAAUGUGAAACGAUGGCCUACAGAUUUUUGGGAAAAAAAGGAGGAUACGCGUGGGUCAUAACUCAAGCAACUCUUAUUUAUUGUUUAAAGCAGCACAAGCCUCAGUCUGUCGUAUGUGUUAACUACAUUGUUAGUGGAGUGGAGUGUGAGGAUGAAAUUUACAGCAUUCGUCAACUUGAGGCGAGAGAAGUGUCAAUAAACGAGAAAGCGCUUGACAAUAAUCUACGUCCUCCACUUUUGGAGAUAGUUGAUCUUUUGGAAUCGAGAAAUAUUUUGGAACAACGUCCAACACCAAAAGUUCAAAUAGUCAAACCACAAGUAGGACGUCAAUUUUUGGAGGAAUCAAAUAAGAAAGAUGAAAAUAUUUUCAAUGAUUUAAUCAAUGAAACCGAAGAGAAUUUUGUUACGAAAAAUAAUAAUAAUAAUCAAUUGAAAGAAAUAUCAAUUUUAAAUCAAGAAAACGAUAUUUCUGAACAGGAUAAAUCUGAAGAAGAAUUGGAACCAAUUCGUUCAAUUGGUGAAAAUAUUGAAAAUUAUCCCUAUUUUCCUCCCACAUCAACGGCUUUUGGAAUUAAUCAAGAUCAACUUAGUCAACUUCCACUAUCGCAAACAGCAACAGCAAGUAUUUUUGCUCCUCGUACCGAGGACAUGAACACGGGCUUUCUUACUUAUAGUGAAGAUCAACCUGGCCUCACCAUGUUGAAAGACGAACCGGAGGAUUUAACACAUUUAGCACCAACGGCUGGUGAUGUUUGUGUUCCACUGGAGGAUCCUCCAUUUCUUUCGGACAUGUUGGAUGAAUUUAUCCUCGAAAAUGAAAGUUACUGUCCCUUAUUGAGUUCGGAACUUCAAACUGAAGUAAGUGAUCUCACGGAUUCUGCACUCAGAAAUCAGGAGCUUCUCAGUGAUUCCCUCAAGAAUAAGGAUCUUGAUAUUUCCAUUCAAGAUCGUGAUCCAUUUAUUUAUCGUGAUUCACCAAGUCGAGGGAGUUGUAGUACUGAACUUUAUUCACCAACUCUUAGCAGGAGUCCAGAGCGAAGUAUAGAUUCACUUUGUAGUCCAAGCGGAAGUGGGAAUGGAUUUUCCGAAGAUGAAAUGUUGAUGUUAAGUAUAACGGACGUUAUGGCUGAUGAUGAAUUAGCACUAAGAGCACCUUAUAUUCCUAUGUCCGAUCAGGACGAAGCACUAGAAUUACUUAUUAAUAAUGACAUGGUCAUGUGGGGACCAACACAAUUAAACGACAAAAAAUCGAAAUGGAAUAAUGAUUUAAUAGAAGAAAAGAAAAAUUCGAGUCUCGCACAAUUAUUGAGGAAUGAAUCGAGUGCAAGAAAAUUCAAAGAUCAUGGAGGAGACAUGGUCAAUCCAUCACAUGUUCUUGGUCAAAUUCGAGUUAAAGGCAAAGAACUUGAGUCAGAUCGACUCUGCAGUGAGCGGUCAAAUAAACGAGUUCACGGUUAUUCGAUCAAGUCCGAGAAUGAAUACAAGCGUAUCAAAUGUGAGAGAGCUGAAAAUUUUGAAAACAACCAAAUAAUAACGAAUCAAUUGCAAGAAGGCAGUCAACUUCUUCAACGUUUGGUAACAUCGGAUAAUAUGUCAAAACAUUGGCAAAAUCAAUUGGAUAUGAGAGAACGACUACUACUAUCAAAGGAUGAUUCUAGCGUAGGUGGUGGUGAUGGUGGUGGUGGUAGUGGGAUUGAUAUUGAUUACGGUGGCGAUGACGAUGAUGGCGGUGGUUGCGGUGACCUUGUUAAAUUACAACAACAAGGCACUGCAUCGAAAUCCACCACGUCACAACAAUCGAACAGCGUUCUCAUGAACCUUCUUGUUUCCGGUUGCGACGACAUAUCGAUGCAAAAUUGUGAAAUGAUAAAUCCUCAACUCUUAGGAAAAAAUGAUAUAUCAAAUUUGAAUUUAAAUCGAAAAAGAGGAAAACAAAUUUCUUCACAAUGGUUAUCAUCACCAAAUGACGUUCAAAAUCAAAUGAAUAAAAAUUUGAAAAAUGAUAAUUCAAAUCGAAUAAACAGAGACUGGCCAACAAUUAUGUCAACAACAAAUUUUGAUAUCCUGCCAUUUGAAAUUCCAAAAUAUCUACAGGAAUCCGAUAUAUUAUCAUUGGACCAGAAUCUCGUCUAAAUUAAAUAAUAGAAAUUUUGAAGAAAAUUAUAUAAUUCAUUAUAUAUAUAAACGGCUACUUUUUGUGCUUUAUUGGCAUUUUCGUGCUUUCUAAUUGUUGAUGGAGAAAUAUUUCUUUUUAUAUAGACUUUCAAUUACUCCAAUAUUUUAUAAAGAAUUCAAAAAAAAAAAAGUAUAGAAUAGCACGAAGAAAGAAAAAAGAAGUUAUUAAAUAGAAAAUUUUAAUUUUCUUUUAGGACAAUUAAAAAAAGAAAGAUUUUGAUUUACUGUGCCACUAUAAAUUUAAAAAAAAAAAAUUAUAUGGUUUUAAUGUUAUAAUAAUUCAAUGUUAAGGGUUUUUUUUUGUAAUUUACCUUUAAAAAAGGUAAAUAAUAAUUUUAAAUCGGUGUCGAUAAAUUUUCACGGGUUUUGUUUUUUUUUCGGGAAAUUACUUUAAAUUUACCAUUUUUUUUAUUAAUUAAGAUUUAUUUUUAUAAUUCUAGCUUUAAAAUGUUUUUCUUCUGAAAUGUUUUUUUUUUUUUUUUUUGAAUUUAUCGACCUGUGUAAUCUAUAUGAUAGAAUCUAUAAUAACACCUUUAAUUUUUCAAUGUGACAGCACAUUAUUCUCAGAGAUUUUUAAAUUUUGUUUUUAAUUAAUUUGUAAGUAAAGUUAUAAAUAUUAAAAAAAUAUAUAUAUAUUUCUAAAUAUGUAUCUAAUUUAAAUUCUACGCGUACAGAAUUUUAGCCUUGAAAUUCUAUAAUGGGCUAUGAAUUUAUCAAUUUUGUCAAUUAAUUUUUUUCCUUUUUCCCAAAUUAUUAUUAUUAUUAUAAUAAAUUUUUUGGACUUUAAGCAUUUUUAAAAAAGGACUCUUUUUUAUUUUAAGAUUUAAAUCGAUAAACUGCCACGUGGGUUUGAAUUAUAUGUUAUAUUACGUCAAAUUAUUAUUAAUAUUAUUAUUAAUAUUAUUAUGUAUAGAUAUAUUUUGUAUUCAAAAAUACAAAGUUGUGUACCAAAUGUAUAUUUUUUUAUUUACCAUCUACUUCUCAUUAAAAAAUUGGCAAAAAUGAAUUUUGAUUUUACAAAAAAUGAUUGAAUUCAAAAACUAAAAGCGCCAAAAAACAAUGCUUUUUAAAUUCUAGGAUAACUUAAUUUUAUUUUUAAUGUACAAUCAACAGAAUAUAUAUAAUAUAUAUAUAUAUUUAUAUGUAUGUAUAAUAUAUUUAUAAGAUCGCGUUUUAAUAUACAUUUAGAGACGCUAACAGAAUUUCAGGAAACUCGAUAUUCCAUCUCGUAAAUAAUCGAGCGAACUGAAUUUCGCGUCGAUUAUCAUCAUCAAUUCGUAAACUUCCUCUUCAUCUUCUUAUUUCUUUAUCUGCCAUACAUUAUAAUACAUACAAAUUAAACGCUUUUUUUUUUUUUUUUAAAUCGUGACUCGAAAAUGUGCGCGUUACAUUAUUGCUUUUGUGAUAAAAUGGACAAAAGCUUCUUUUUUUUUUUAUCAUUCUCUCUCACAUACAACUUGUUCACAACGCCAGCUGAAGAUCCAAGAAGAUGAAUAGUAAAAUUCAAUGAAAGAGCUAUUAAAAUAAAAUCAAUUUUAAAAAAAAUUUAAUUCAUAAUUAAAAAAAUUUUUCUUUUAUUUUAAUAACUCUUUCAACGAGGAAGUUCACGGCAAAUAAUAAAAUUACUUGACUUUUGCCCAUCUUGAUAUUUUACACCUCUAUUAAAAUCUUAUAGCUUCAGCUUGACCAGAGUCUUAUCAUUGUAUUUUUUUUUUUUUGUAGUUUUUUUUUUUCUUUAGUACUGAGAUUAUUUUUUCAAUAUAUAAUUGUUUUUUUUUAAUGCAAUAAUUAAAGUACAUCGUGUCUACUAACGCAGUGCAAUUCUACUAGGUUUUUUUUUAUUUAUAUUUUUUUUUCUUCUGUGCACGAUCGAAAAUACCUGCUCGAUUCGCGCCAAAAAUGGUACUUUAUUUGCCAAUAAAAGACACGUUUCUCAAUAUAAUAAUAAUAAUAGUUAAUAAUUUAAAAUUGAUAAUAUUGCAAAAAUUACUGAAAAAUAUUUUAGGCUAUCGUUAACGGAGAGCUAGGUUUUUUUUCCAAGGAUAAUAAAAAAAAAAGCCAUCGACAUAAUUUUAAACUGAAUUUUGUUUUACUUUUUUUUUUUUUUAAAUUUUUUAUUAAAAUUUUCUAUUAAAUUAAUUAAACAAUAAUUUAAGAAUUUAAACAACUUUUUGUUUUUAAUUUAUUCCCCUACUGAUUGUCAAUUUUUAUUUGAGUAGCGGAAUAAAUUAACUUUGUUAAAUAAUUAAUUAAUAUAAUUAAAUGAUUAAAAAAUUAAAUUUACGUAUUUAAAAAAAAAAAAUUUGUUAUGAAUAAACAAUUUGAAUUUUGUCAAUGGCUUCUCCUUGUUCAUUAGCGUAUAGUAAUUAAUAUAAUUUAAUUAAUUAAGACUCGUGGACUAAGUAGCCAUUCGCCAACGGAGAUUAAUUUCCCUUUUGUUCUAAAAGAAUUACAUUUUUUUUUUUUGUCUUCGAAAAUAAAUGGAAAAUUUCGAUUCGUGAAAUAUCGCUCGACUCGCAAACACUAAAUAAGUUUUUUUUUUUUGUAAAUAACUUUCUGUUCCCAUCACGAUGAGCUGAAUUCUAAAUGAUACGAUUCGAAAAUUUCGUUAUAAUCGAAAACAUUCUAUUUUUAUUAUAAUAAAAUGAAGAUUUUUUUUUUUUUACAUUGAUUUGACGAAACAAAAAGAAAUUGAAUCAUUGGUCAUUUGAAUUAAUUUUCAAUCUCGUUUGCGAUGCUCAUCAUCCACAAGAUAAGAUAACAAUAUUUAAUUUCUAUAAUAAUAACUAGAUUAAUAAGCAAUAUAUAUAUUUAUAGAUUUAAAAAGACUUUUUUUUUCUUAACACUUAAAAGUAUGUGAAUUAAAAUAAAUUUCGAAUUUUCACUUUCUUUUUAAGCAGAACUUGUUCCCAUUUUUUUUUGUUCGAUCAAUCUAAAAUUUUUCUCAACUAAGCAGUAAUAAUUAUAUAAUAUUAUCAAGUUUUCAAUGUUAUUAUUGAAUUGUCUCUAUAAUUAAAAAAAAAAAAGAAAACAGUGAUAUCAAAUCACUUUAGAAUUUCGUUUUUCUAUUUAUAAUAUAGUCCUAGCGAUGAGCAUCGCGCUUUAUUUUCACUACGCCCUGAGUAAAUGACAAAAAAGAAAAAAAAA
Leptopilina boulardi is the source of this 6582-nucleotide messenger RNA. It is a transcript of the gene sima, whose product is annotated as hypoxia-inducible factor 1-alpha-like. NCBI's taxonomy places the organism in Eukaryota, Metazoa, Arthropoda, Insecta, Hymenoptera, Figitidae. Gene Ontology annotation, molecular function: RNA polymerase II transcription regulatory region sequence-specific DNA binding; DNA-binding transcription factor activity, RNA polymerase II-specific; protein dimerization activity. The record is from RefSeq and is a predicted model, not a curated record. The transcript is spliced from 14 exons. Bases 16 to 3393 code for a protein of 1125 amino acids. Gene Ontology annotation, biological process: regulation of transcription by RNA polymerase II; cellular response to hypoxia. Gene Ontology annotation, cellular component: nucleus; transcription regulator complex; cytoplasm.